AUGUCUGACUGGGCGAAUGUGGCGGAAUUGCUUGGCGAACUGAGUGACAGCAGUAGUGAUGAGGGCGAGAAGAAACAGUGCGCGAAAGAUGACGAGCAGGCGACUACAAGCGAGGACCGCGGUACUUCGGCUGUUGAAGAGCUGCAAUUAGCCGUCAAAAGAGGAGCUGAAGGGGAUACCAGCGACGAUGAAGUGCCAAGAAAGCGAGUGAAGGAAGAAUCGACCAGUGAUACUCCUGAACUGCUGGACGAUCCGUUGUUUGGACUGUUAGAUCCAGCAGAUUUUUCGGCGGUUGAUGCAGCUUCUAAGAAGUCGGUGUGUCCGCCCUCCUCUGCUGAUGAUUCAUCUGGCUCAAAGAAUGCAAGCGUUCAGUAUGCUGGGGAUAUUAAGGAUAGUGAAAAGAAAAGCACAACGGAUACAUCAAAAGCGGGUCCGAGCACCGCUGUGGACGACUCCUCCGAUAAUGACGAGAACAGCGAAUCGCUUUUGCAGCCCAAAAAGUUAAGCGAAGAAGAUGAACUGUUACGCCGAAAAAUGCAGAUUUUGGUGGCGAAUUUUUCCUCUGAACAACUGGCGCGUUAUGAAUGUUAUCGACGCUCCUCUUUCCCGAAGGGUGCUGUUCGCAAACUUAUCCAGCAAUGCACAGGUAUUACUCCCGGUCAUAAUGUUAUCAUAGCCGUUGCUGGGCUGGCAAAAGUUUUUGCCGGCGAACUUGUCGAAGAAGGUACUUUAUAUCGGCAGAUUUUUUUUAGUCCUCAGUUUGUUUUUCUUUUUCAUGGCAGCUGCAUGACAUAA
This is a messenger RNA of Gongylonema pulchrum, 795 nucleotides long. The record is from the annotation of a GenBank genome assembly. Lineage: Eukaryota; Metazoa; Nematoda; Chromadorea; Rhabditida; Gongylonematidae.